Molecule: messenger RNA, 5035 nt
Organism: Folsomia candida
Lineage: Eukaryota; Metazoa; Arthropoda; Collembola; Entomobryomorpha; Isotomidae
Exons: 5
Coding region: 4397-4900 (167 amino acids)
Source: RefSeq, a predicted model, not a curated record
UCUGUGUGGAGGGUAUUGCUUAUACUUCUUAAUUAAUCGAAACCGUGGCUUGUCCUACGAUAAAAUUUUAAAUAAAUUCAACUCAGAAAAUACUCUUGUGAAUGAUAAAAUAGUAUCAAACUUUGUAAAAACAAACCUUUACUUUCCAAAAUGUUCCAAAUGUGGAAUCGAAUGUAGCGGAAAAUGUGCAAAUAGUCUCAGCGAUAUUUGUAUUCAGAAAAAUAGACAUUGCGUUCGGAUAUUUCAAACAAUUCAAUCAUGAAAACACAAACUUUUGAAAGAAAUCUACUUUAAUCCAAAACAUAUUGGAAGUUUUGGUGGACCACAUCGGUUAUCUGCAGCAACGGGAGUAUCCCUGAAGGAUGCUGUAACUUUUCUACAGCAUUAUGAAACAUAUACAACAAACAAAUCUGUGAAGCAUAAAUUUUUUAGACGUGAAAUGACUUCCCACGAAGUUGAUUAUUGUUGGCAAGCUGAUUUAAUAGAUAUAUCAAAAUAUUCAAGAUUAAACAAGGGAACAAAAUAUUUAUUAACAGUAAUAGAUACUCUAAGUAGAUUUGCUUUUGUUAAACCUCUAAGAAAAAAAGAUGGAAAAUCAGUAACAGAGUCUUUCAAGGAAUUAAUCCUAAACUCAAAUCGGAAACCAAAAUUCAUACAAACAGACGAAGGAAAAGAAUUUUUUAACAAACAAUUUUAUAAUUUAUUAAAGGAACAAGACAUAAAAUUAUUUCAUAACCAUUCGCCACUUAAAGCAGCAAUGGUCGAAAGGUUUAAUAGAACUCUGAUGACGAGAUUACAAAAAGUUUUCACAUAUAGAAAAACAAAUGUGUAUUAUGAUAUUUUACAAGAAGUAGUAGAUUCAUAUAAUGAGAGCAAACAGAAUUAUUGAAUGUUCGCCUAGGUCUGUCAACAAGUAUAAUCAGAUGGAUGUUUGGUUUCGGAGUAAUAAAGAUGUUCUUAUGAUGAAGCAUCAAAAACCGAAAUUAAAAUCAGGAGAUUUUGUUAGAAUUAAAAUAAAUAAAGCGCUUUUCAGGAAAGGCUAUUCCCCUACUUUUACAGACAAGAUUUACAAAAUUAGCGAAGCUCAUAACAGCAAACCUAUGACAUAUUCCAUAAUGGAUAAUUCAGGGGAAAAGGUGUUAGGAAUUUUCUAUCCUCAAGAACUAUCUAAAGUGUUAACCUAAGCUAUUUACAUGCAAAAUUAUUUGAAAAAUGAAAGCGGUCCCCAUUUCCGCUGGUGCGGAAAUGGGGACCGAGAUUCAUCAUACAUACGUCACGAUAGCAUUGAAAUUAUGUUUUGAUGCUGCUUUCACUCAUCUACUUAUCUCUUUCUUGGAAUUAUUAUCACCAGUUUCCUGUCAAGGUUACAUAUAAAAUCUAGCUGAGAUUACGAUUUCAUAAAUUUUAUUGUACAAGAAAUCGUGACAACUUACCUUUCAUCUGGGUUAUUGCCAACCGGGUAAUAAAUUCAAAUACCACGAGUGACUAACUAGUGUCAUAUUCACAGAAUCAUACAUCACCGUCACAUAAUAGAUUGUCAUAGAUCUUGUAGAGAGAAUUUCUGACUGGCUCAAAAAGUCGAUAUGUAUGGAUUCCAAACCUAGUUUGACGUUAUCAGUCCCCGGUCACUACCAUUUCAUUUCAUCCAUUUGUUUUGUACGUAUACUGACCAAGACAAGAGAAACGCAGGAAGGACUCGAGGUCAUAUCAUGUCACAUAUCAUGUCAAACUGAACGACAUGGCACAAUCCAUCCAUCGAGGCAGAGCUUAAUCUAACAGAAAUCCACCAACGGAUGAUGCACACUUUUAUAUUUUUGAAAGAUUGUUAUCAACCCAUCCGACUGGGGGAAUAUCAGUUUGGUAACAUGUUACUACUAAAUGGUAACGCUUUUAAUCCUUGGAAGUACAGUACAAUAAUUAGAAAUGGGGCAUUACAAUUUUGUUCAAAGUUACGUACGAGUAGAUAUUAUUUCAUAAACCGGCAAUUCAUACAUACCCUCCUAAAAAACUGGUAUUAAAUCAUUACCGACCGGAGUACACAUUUAUAUGACUCUAACGGCACUGGUAAUAACGGGCAUUAGUAAUGUCGUGGCAAAUUUCGUAAAUUUCACCCUACCACUCACAAACAAACUAAUACAAAUUCGGUAGGAAGUUACUACCAAAUCAAUACAAGUACCAGUACCAUCCCGGUAGCAAAUUACUACCACAUUUUUUAGCGUGUACACACAAACCGAGUCCUGCCACACGGUUGAUUACUCACUCCCAUUUUACAAAGUUAUCACGUACAUAUUCCCGUCAGAAACAGUGAAAACAAGGCAAGUGAUGAGUGGAUCGGAUCGGAUGCGGGUAUCACUUUUCACGUCAUCAGAUCAUUUCAUAUAAUCGUGACGAUUUGAACAAUAAGUUUGUUUUGACCAGGACGUUGUUUUUCCGACCGACAAACACAUCAACAUGUUUCGCGUCUUGAUUUUUAAGCGCAACGCAAAUAAAUAUAUUUUUCAGGAUGCAAAAUCGUGCAAACUUGGCUUGUCGGCUGUUGCAAAAUUUAUGAUAAUCGAUACAGCACGUGCAGUGGAGGAAAUUAGUACUGCAUUGAAAUUCUUGACGGUAUGAAAAUAAAAUAUCACUGUGAAAUGGACCUGCCCCUUUUCACGAAGGGAUGUUAACGUGCGAAUUUUUUUAUAUACGUUACGUCACACAAUUGGCAAAAUUAAAUCAAUAACCAACAAAACAAUUAGUUUCAGUUCUUUUUAUACAAGUUGUUUAUUUCGUCUUUUGUUGACUGUUUGAGCUUGAUAAUUAAAGUGACGUGUUUAACAUGAAAAUUUGUAACGACGAGCAAAGUGAAAAUACACGAAAAAUUAGUUAACAGAUUUGAUUGUAUUCGGUUUUAGUUGAAAAAAAUUCAGCUAAUUCGAAUCUGUUCGUUAACUUGAUAAUUAGCGAAUUUAGUAAAUAAUCAACAAGUGUGUUAAUUUAUUUGCGUAUGAAGCUCUUUUUUAUGCCAGACUCUGAAUACCUAGUUUUAUACGUAAUAACUCUUCAUCACAUUUAAAAAAUUAUGUGAUCCGGCGGAACACUCGCUCAUAAAUCAGAAGCAUUUCGUUUAACAUUUAAUAGAAUUAAGAAUUGCAAAAUUGAGAAUUGCAAAAUAUUGAGUAUUUAACAAUUCUUCAAAAAUAAACCAUUUUGAAAAAUUCUAGUCACAAAUUCCUAGACUAUAAAUAAUUCAGUAACUUGGGAUGGAAUGAUAAACACAUUGCAUUCUUACUAUCUAAAUUGGUAAUAAAUUAACACUAAGCUUCGAAAGUUACAAUUCGGUAACACAUUAUUAACACAUAUUUUUAAACCGCAUAUUACGAUUAUCCAAUCCAUCCAUUCAUGAGAAAAGUAUUUAUGCAUAUUAUUAAGAAGCAGAAAUUUCAUGGUGGAAGAAUUUUAUUUCGAUUUGACUUCCAUCUAAUUUUUUGCGUCUCAUCCGAGAAAGAAUCUACUAAAUCUACUAAUUUACCUGACGGGACCCGGUCGUAAUUUUGAACGCUUAUUAAAAUAUAUACAACGAAAUAGCGUCAUCUUAACGAUUUUGACGUAUGAUGGAUUAAAAUUUCCGCAAUUUUGUCUACAUUUUAAAAAAUCCUGCGGCUUUUUAAACCGUAGCAAAUAAGUAUAUGCGCUUAAUCAAAAAUUGUGCAAAUUCUUCUAAUUUAAGAACAUGGCUACACGCUCAAUUCAAUUAGAGCACAACACAAAUGCAUUAUAAUUGUUCUCUAAUUCUUGAUAAAUAAAAGUGCAUUAUGUGCAUGCAUAACUAUUUAUGAGCAUUAAAAAAUUCUCCCCGCCCACAAUCACUGCACACAGUUUUUUUACGGUAUCAGUGAUAUCGUUAAAAAACUUUCCUUCCAACCGUUUGUCCACCACUCGUCACCAACCCAAGUUAAAUCACGUCAUUUCUAAUAAAACAAUGAAAUGGAAUGAACAACAAACCAUGAAAUAUACUAAAUUUUAUGAACAUUAUAUACAUAAACAUACAUUUUUUCUCACAAGUCGAGCACAGCGAUUACGUCUUUUCGAACUACAUGUUAAACAUAUAUGCUUGAUGUGAUGUACAUAAAAACAAAAUCAAGGAGUCACAGGGUCCAACAUUAUACAAGGUUUAUCAUCGUCUGCAUUCCUAUUUCCCAGGGACACGUAGAUAUAUACAUUCUUCCCAACCCUUUACCUAUAUAACCUCCCAUUGUUUCUAAUUUGUGACGUUUUCAAUUGUUCAAAGUGUUGAAUUACUAACCUACCCCAACCUAACCUAACAAAAAUAUGUAUAUAUACCCAUAUAUUCUGAUAGAUUGCCUAGUCACAUUUGUCAUAUUGGACUUGAAACACCUUAAACUUUUCAAGCAGCAUGCCUUCCGCCAGGAAAGUUGUUUCCAUUUUCUUCUUCGUGGUGCUAUUCGUUGUCCAAAAUUCGGAAUGCAAGAAGUUCGAAAUCAACAAGUUUAUCGAAGAACACGGGACCUGCAACGGAGAAACCCCAACCCUCCCCCUUGAUUGGGUCCCUAAUGCUCUUGCCGCUGCCGCAAAAUGCUUGGACAUCACGGAUGAAUUUUGUGCCAAACUUUGCUUGGCCUACAAUUACGACGGAUUCAUUGUGAACAAUAAACUUGACACGAAAUGGCUGAAGGGUAAAGCUAACGAUUUGGGCGUUAGUAAAGCCAAUGAAAAAUCAAAGGACGCCAUCGUUGCGGCCGUGGAUGGGUGCGCCAAGCCCAAUCCUGCAUACACAAGGCCAACAGCAAAAACUGAGUCAUGCCCGGAAUGGGAAAAAUUUGAUGUUUGCAUGGACGAAGCUUUCAAGGUUGCUUGCAAAGGGAAAAAGGGAAAAGGCAGCGAUGAUUUCUUGAACUAAAGUACACACCUUAUAACGUGACACUCAUAAAAUUACUUAUAUAUUUAGAAUGCAAUUUGCAGUGAAAUUAAGGCAAAUUCUAAUUAACUAACUAAAGGGUCGUAUUUAUUUGUGAACUGAUUUGAAUUUUAAUCU